Molecule: messenger RNA, 643 nt
Organism: Nannospalax galili (Upper Galilee mountains blind mole rat)
Lineage: Eukaryota; Metazoa; Chordata; Mammalia; Rodentia; Spalacidae
Gene: Il23a
Product: interleukin 23 subunit alpha
Exons: 4
Coding region: 34-621 (195 amino acids)
Biological process (GO): positive regulation of T-helper 17 cell lineage commitment; positive regulation of T cell proliferation; immune response
Cellular component (GO): interleukin-23 complex; extracellular region
Molecular function (GO): cytokine activity
Source: RefSeq, a predicted model, not a curated record
AGAGCCAGCCAGAUUUGAGAAGCAGGCAACAAGAUGCAGGGUUGCAGAGCUGUGAUGCUGCUAUUGCUGCUGUCCUGGACUGUGCAGGGCCUGGCCAUGCCUAGAAGCAACAGUCCUGACUGGGCUCAAUGCCAACAGCUUUCUCGGAAGCUCUGCACACUGGCCUGGAGUGCACAUCUGCCAGUGGGACAUAUGGACCUACUAAGAGAAGAGGGAGAAGAGACUACAAAUGAUGUCCCCUAUAUCCAGUGUGAAGAUGGCUGUGAUCCCGAAGGACUUAAGGACAAUAGUCAGUUCUGCUUGCAAAGGAUUCACCAAGGUCUGGUUUUUUAUAAGCAGCUGCUGGACUCAGACAUCUUCACAGAGGAACCUUCUCUACUCCCUGAUGGCCCUGUGGGCCAGCUUCAUACCUCCCUACAGGGCCUCAGUCAACUCCUCCAGCCCAAAGGUCACCAUUGGGAGACUCAGCAGAUGCCCAGCCUAAGUCCCAGUCAACCAUGGCAGCGCCCCCUUCUCCGCUUCAAGAUCCUUCGUAGCCUCCAAUCCUUUGUGGCUGUAGCUGCCCGGGUCUUUGCUCAUGGAGCAACAACCCUGACUGAGCCCCUAAUGCCAGCAGCUUAAGGAUGGUGCCCAAGCUUCCAUG